Messenger RNA from Alternaria atra, 831 nucleotides. RefSeq lists its product as uncharacterized. Gene Ontology annotation, molecular function: metal ion binding; ubiquitin binding; phosphatidylinositol-3-phosphate binding. Gene Ontology annotation, cellular component: ESCRT-0 complex. The record is from RefSeq and is a predicted model, not a curated record. The transcript is spliced from 2 exons. NCBI's taxonomy places the organism in Eukaryota, Fungi, Ascomycota, Dothideomycetes, Pleosporales, Pleosporaceae. Gene Ontology annotation, biological process: protein targeting to vacuole; protein transport to vacuole involved in ubiquitin-dependent protein catabolic process via the multivesicular body sorting pathway. Bases 1 to 831 code for a protein of 276 amino acids.
AUGGCCACAACCUUCUCCAACGCGACUGCGAUUCCGCACAACACCCACGCACAUGCUCCCUACCAGCACCACGCAUACCGCAAGUCGACGCACUCGCAGUACUCGCCCACGAACUCUGGCGUCAACACCCCCGCCAAUGUUUCGCCCACGUCCCCGCACACCACACAUCUGCCCCUCGCCCGCCAUCAGGGCAUCUAUCAGCCCAGAACCGCCAUCGGCAUACCCGCAGCGCUGCGCAAGACUGAAAAGCCCAGCAGCAGGUCGCCGCCCAAGGUCGACUCUGGCGUCAGCUCUCCCAACCAGGCAUGGUCAGCUGGAGCACAUGGGUGGGUCGCCAACGAGGGCAACGCGACUCCCGUCUCGCAGAUUGGCAAUGAAGACAUGCAGAGCCUCUACAACGUCGAACCACUGUCGCCCGUAGCUGGGCCAAUCACACGCAACCACUGGCAGGCUGACGGUUCCACUUCGGUUUGCUCCGCAUCGUCCUGCCAGGAGCCCUUCGGCUUCUUCCAGCGUCGCCACCAUUGCCGCAAGUGCGGCGGCAUCUUUUGCUGGCAACACUCGCGCAACAAUGUCCGUCUCGAUGAGCUCGCGCGGUUCCAUCCAGAAGGUCAUUGGCACCGUGCCUGCGAUCGUUGCCACAGCUCGUUCCGCGAGUGGGAGCACCUCCGCUCCAGCCGCACCAACAGCCAGAGCUCAGACAGCAGCAAUGCACCCAGUCCAGCGGCGAAAGCCAUCGAGGCUCCUGUUACCGCGAAGCGCCCUGAGAAUACCCGCGUGGGUAGCAUUGCGCAAAGCUUCCAGGGCACGUGGAACUGGAGUACCUUCUAA